AGACUUUCCGAUGACGCGUUUUUGUAGUCAAUAAGCGUUCGCUGUAGUCCGACAUCGACAGAGCCAAAAGCGGUGCUGAACUGACAGGCGGUUCAUCUGCGCCAACAUGGCUGAUGAAACAGCAAAAGCGCAGACUGCCCAGCCGGGCGGAGACACGAUAUUUGGAAAAAUCAUACGUGGGGAGAUUCCUGUGGACUUUCUCCAUAAAGAUGACAAGUGUGUGGCCUUCCCUGAUGUUAAUCCUCAAGCUCCCAUUCACUUCCUCGUCGUCCCCAGAAAGCCGAUUACUUCGCUGUCAAACACAGAGGAUGGUGAUGCUGAAUUGUUGGGACACUUGAUGAUAGUUGCAAAGAAUCUUGCUGCAAAGCAGGGCCUGGAUGAUAACGGCUACAGGCUUGUCAUCAAUAAUGGGAAGCAUGGAGGCCAGUCCGUCUACCACCUCCACAUCCACAUCCUGGGUGGACGCCAGAUGGGGUGGCCCCCUGGUUAACCUCCGUCUCCUGACACAGACCAUCCUGCCAUCAGUUUUCAUGUCUGUCAUCUAACAACCACUACUGGUCAAUUUAGACCAUAAAUCAGUUUGUCAUGCAAAGCAAGAGUCAAAUAAAACCUGGAAAUGUAUCCGUGAGAAUAAAAUGCACUUCACAGCAA
Molecule: messenger RNA, 651 nt
Organism: Centropristis striata (black sea bass)
Lineage: Eukaryota; Metazoa; Chordata; Actinopteri; Perciformes; Serranidae
Gene: hint1
Product: histidine triad nucleotide binding protein 1
Exons: 3
Coding region: 107-490 (127 amino acids)
Biological process (GO): purine ribonucleotide catabolic process
Cellular component (GO): nucleus; cytoplasm
Molecular function (GO): hydrolase activity
Source: RefSeq, a predicted model, not a curated record